Molecule: messenger RNA, 2472 nt
Organism: Brettanomyces bruxellensis
Lineage: Eukaryota; Fungi; Ascomycota; Pichiomycetes; Pichiales; Pichiaceae
Exons: 1
Coding region: 1-2472 (823 amino acids)
Biological process (GO): cellular response to heat
Cellular component (GO): cytoplasm; mitochondrial matrix
Molecular function (GO): ATP binding; ATP hydrolysis activity
Source: RefSeq, a predicted model, not a curated record
AUGCUCGGUGCUAUAAAGUCUAGAGUACCAACUGGUGCAAGACGAGCUAUUCUUUCUUCGUUGACUCAUAAUAACGGAAUCAAGCGGAACACUGCAAUAGCAGCAUCUAUAAGUUGCAUGAGACCAUAUAGCAAUGUACAAACUUCAUUACUUCGAUCAAAUGUGUCAGAUAAACAGGCAGCAUUGAUUUUGGAUGGGGUUCGGGCAAAACCUAAGCUUAUGGCAUUACCUUUAAUUUCAACAAGGCAGUUUUCCACAUCUCGACCAUCAAGAAUCGAGAUGAAGAUGAAUCCAAAGCAAGCUGAACCAGCAUUGAAAAAAUAUGGUACAGAUCUGACAGAGUUGGCUAAGCAGGGAAAAUUGGACCCUGUGAUUGGCCGAGAUGAUGAGAUCAGGAGAACAAUUCAGAUUCUAUCGAGAAGGACAAAGAACAAUCCAGUUCUUAUAGGUAAUGCCGGUACGGGUAAGACGGCAAUUAUUGAGGGAUUAGCUCAAAGAAUCACAAAAGGCGAAGUUCCGGAAUCGAUGAAAGAUAAAAAGGUGAUAGCAUUGGACUUGGGAUCCUUGAUUUCCGGUGCAAAGUAUCGUGGUGAGUUUGAGGAGAGAUUAAAGCAGGUUUUAAAAGAGGUCAACGAAAGGGUGAUAUUGUUCAUUGAUGAGUUGCAUGUGCUUUUGGGCUUGGGAAAGAGCGAGGGAUCAAUUGAUGCUUCAAAUCUCUUGAAGCCAGCCUUGGCUCGCGGACAGCUUCAAUGCUGUGGUGCCACUACUAUUGAUGAGUACAAGAAGUACAUUGAGAAAGACACUACAUUGGCCCGUCGUUUUCAGUCGAUUCUUGUCAAGGAGCCUACAGUUGAAGAUACAAUUAGUAUAUUGAGAGGUUUGAAGGAGAAGUACGAAGUUCAUCAUGGUGUCAGAAUUCAGGAUAAUGCACUUGUGACGGCUGCGGUUUACUCCAACAGAUACAUCACGGACAGAUUCUUACCGGAUAAGGCCAUUGAUUUGGUUGAUGAGGCAUGUUCAGCUUUGAGACUUCAGCACGAGUCGAAGCCAGACAGUAUUCAGGAGUUGGACAGAUCGAUUAUGACGAUCAAGAUCGAGUUGGAGUCGUUAAGAAAAGAGACGGAUCCUGUCAGUAAGGAAAGAAGGGGAAAACUCGAGUCGAUGUUGAAGUCGAAAAAGGAGCAGUUAGGCAGAUUGACAAAGAUCUGGGAAUCGCAAAAGAAGGACCUUGAGGACAUCAAGGAGUUGAAGAAGAAGCUGGAGCAAUCGAGACACGAAUUGGAGACUAUGCAGAGAGAGGGUAACUUUGCAGAAGCUUCCAAGCUACAAUAUGCGACAAUUCCAUCGAUGGAGAAGAAGUUGAAUGAUUUGGUGAAAAAGCAAGACUCUGCUGCAAAGAAAGAUGAUGGUGCAGGUCCUCUUCUACAUGAAUCUGUUACUUCAGAUGAUAUAGCCAUGGUCGUUUCGAGGGCUACUGGAAUUCCAGUGCAAAAUAUGAUGCGUGGAGAGAAGGAUAAGUUGCUGUUUAUGGAAAAAGCGUUGAGGAAUCGCGUUAUUGGUCAAGACGAAGCAAUAACAGCCAUUUCUGAUGCCAUCAGAAUGCAGCGUGCGGGAUUGAUCAGCGAAAAACGUCCAAUUGCAUCCUUCAUGUUCUUAGGUCCAACUGGUACUGGUAAGACUGAGCUUACAAAGGCCCUUUCUGAGUUCUUAUUCGAUGAUGAGAAUGCAAUUAUCAGAUUCGACAUGUCAGAAUUCCAGGAAAAGCAUUCCGUUAUGAGGUUAAUAGGUGCUCCACCAUCGUAUGUGGGUUACGAAGAAGGUGGUGAGUUGACUGAGCAGGUGAGAAGAAGACCUUAUUCGGUUGUCUUGUUUGAUGAGUUUGAGAAGGCACAUCCAGACAUUUCCAAGUUGCUUUUACAGGUGUUGGAUGAAGGAACCUUGACCGAUUCUCAAGGUAAUCAUGUCGAUUUCCGUAAUACUUUGAUCAUCAUGACUUCGAACAUUGGCCAAGAUAUAAUGCUUUCGGAUCAUCCUGACAAGCAGAAGAUCGAGGCCUUGUUAAAGAGUACUUAUCCACCGGAGUUUAUUAACAGAAUUGACGAUGUUGUGAUUUUCAACAAGUUGUCACAGAAAGCUCUUAGAAGAAUCGUCGACUUGAGGGUUAAGGAAAUCCAACAGAGACUUGAUGAUAGGAGAAUUGUACUAAAGCUUACAGACAAAGCUAAGGACUGGCUUGCACAAAAUGGAUACGAGCCUCAGUACGGUGCAAGACCUCUUAACAGAUUAAUUAAAAGAGCAUUGUUGAAUCCAAUGUCAAAGAUGAUUCUCACUGGUGAUAUCAGAGAUAAUAUGGAGGUGACUGUUCAUGUUGAGAAGAACAAGUUGGCUCUGAAGGCUGAACCAAAAAAAAAGGAAAAUGGUGACAGCGAUGGAAAGAAGGAUGAAAAGACUGCGGACAAGCCGAAAAACUGA